Amphimedon queenslandica is the source of this 2742-nucleotide messenger RNA. RefSeq lists its product as uncharacterized. Lineage: Eukaryota; Metazoa; Porifera; Demospongiae; Haplosclerida; Niphatidae. The record is from RefSeq and is a predicted model, not a curated record. The transcript has 14 exons. Bases 478 to 2544 code for a protein of 688 amino acids.
GACUACUUAAGCUCAGAUUUUGCUGGACGAACAAAUGGUUUCCUACCAGAAAGGUUUAGCAUACGGUAUCUGUCACAAGGGAAUGCUGUUGCUCUCCAACCAACUCUUUCCUUUGAUUACUUGAUUGCUGCUGAAACUGAUGCAGCUGCAGGUGAUCCACCAAUACCAUCAGAAGUUGUACUUGUAUACAGACGUCUUAGCAUUACAAUAGAGGACAUAGACAUAAUUACUGUUGGUCUUGAACCUCCAUCAAUAGUUUUAGAAGGUAGUAGUGCUACAGCUAGGGUUGAACGUCAAAUAAUUACAUAUGAAGCUCCUUUUGAAGUUACUGUCUCAAAUGAGAGGUAUACUGGCCCAUUGUCUCAAGAUGAAGCUGCUGUUGGAGACUUUGAUCUUUUCAACUUUACUGAGAAGCAUAGCUAUGUAUUUCGACCAACAACAUUAAAUGAGCAACGCUUUGGAGAACUAAUUUUUAUAAUGCCACAGGACAAUAUUGUUGAGUUACAAGAAGUGUUUAGAUGGAGACUCACUGUUAAUGAUUCUAGAGUUAGACUAGAUCCUGAAAAAAUCACUCAAUUAGUAAGACUUGAUAAUCAAGAUGUUUUUAAUAUUGGAUUUAAAGAUGUAAAUGUGACUAUUAGAGAAGGAGAAGGGGCAGCAUUAACUAUAAAGCAGAUAGGAAAUGAGACUGGUGGUGCAGACAUUGGAGGCUUUCCAGAGGAUGGUUUACAACCAAUUCAAUUGGAACUUAUAUUGGGGACUGCCACAAAUGGUAGUGAUUUCCUUAUAAAUUUUACUGUUCCAAGAUUAACCUACAGUGUUAAUAAUACACUGAAUGAUAUUUCAUUCACUUCUAUCACUAGUAUUGAUGAUAAUAUCAUUGAGGGAAAUGAAACAUUAAAAGUCGUCAUAGUACCUGUUGGGAAUAAUGUUCAAGCACAGAAAGACCGGCAGACGGCUACCAUCACAAUCAUUGAUAAUAACAUCAUAACAACACCUCCAGAGUCAGUCACUGUACUGCUAAAUGAAGGAGGAAGAGCUAAUUUUACUUGUGAAGGAACUGGUGGUGUUUUAAGAUGGACAGUUGAAGGCUUACCAACAGACCAUUCUCUUAAUCAAGAAAGAAGUUUAAUAGUUAGCAACACUAGUGCAUCUCCUGAUGUAUUGUCAUCAGUUCUAUCAGUUGCUGUAUUGCCUAUUAAUGAUGGAGUUAAUAUCACUUGUCAAAUUUAUUCAAUUUCUAAUCCAUUUGAUCCAACCACUUCAACAAGCACUCUAACAAUACGAGGAAUAUCAUCUGUUGAAGACCUACAAUGGUCUAAUGAUGAUCAGUUACUCUCAUGGUCUCCUCCUUCUUUUUAUUCCAAUGAUAUACUACCAGGAGGAAUUGCAACAUAUAAUGUACUAGUGAAUGGUAUCAGUGUUACUAAUACUGCUAAUACUAGUGUAUGGUUGAAUAGUACAGCAUUGAAUAUUUCUUGUAAAGAGUUUGAUGUCAGUGUUACUGUUUUUAUUGUACAAUAUGUGUCACUUGGGACAGUACACAGUUUUAACAACACUGCAAAUUAUACUGUAUUUUAUGAAAGUCUUUUAAUGAAUUAUGAUGAAUCAAAUAGUACAUUUAGUGCCAAUCUCACUAGCUUGAUAAACAGUACACAAUCAUGUGACAGUACAAUAAUGGGUAGAGUUUACCCUGAUAAAGGAAUAAAAGAAAAUACUCAGUUUAUUAAAGCUAAUGAAAAAGAAGAAAUAUUUCAAUAUAAAAUGAUUGGAUUAAAACCAUGUAGAACAUACACUGCCGUUAUUGAUGUGUUACAUUAUUUUAUUAGAGGAGAUAAAACUAAUUUCACAUUUACCACACCAUCAUCAGAUGUUUAUGAUAUUAUUGUAUCAAAUGAAAAUGAGUCAGUUAGUGUAGAGUGUGUAUAUGCUUUGCUAUCUACUGCUGAAGGAUGUCAUGUAGUAUUUAAUGAUGUGGCAAAUAAAAGAAGUGAAUCCUUCAACAUAACAGGAUCAGGUAAUACAACGAUAUCAUUAUCAACCAGUGGACAUUAUACUGUGACUGCUUAUGAUAUUCUUAAUGAGAGCAUCAUACCAUGGUCAUGUGUACAACCUAAACUAGUGACAGUAGUUAAAUUCAUGCCUUCACCUUCAUCUGUCAGAUCUAGUAAUGAAUUAUUGCACACACUUUACAGUGAGGAUGUGCCUGUACUAACUUCUUCAGAAUCUCCCAGUAGCUCUGAUCUUAACAUAUCACCAGCAAUUCCUAGUACUAUCAACAGCAACAGUAUUAAUUCAGUUGUAUUGAUAGGUAGUAGUGCAGUUGGUGCUGUUAUUGUGUUUGCUCCAAUCACAAUCAUUAUUGCAGUUGCUGCAGUUGUUUGGCAUAUUAGAAAAACAAAAACAAAAAGUAACUUUAUGAGUAACAAUCCUGCUUAUGGACAAAUUCAACUUACCCUACAAAUGCCAUCAGAAAUAAAGACAGAUGUUAAUCCAGCAUAUGAGACAGUCACAAAUAAUGCACUAUAUGAAACUGUAUUUUAGCCUCAUCAGGCAUUGUAAUGUGUGCAUUUUAAUUAUAAUUGUGUGUAUGCUACAAAACACUAUGGCUAUACAUGAUGUGCAUAUCUCAGCUUAAACUGUUUUUGUUUUGACUCACUUGGUUAUAGUUGUUUACCCAUAUAGUUCACUGUAUAGUUUCAAUAUUACAAAUACAAUGUCAAUUUAUAGUCACAAACUAGA